UAACCCCGCCCAGUAACGUCGAUGUGACGUCAUAUUAUGUUGUAAGCCCCUUCAAUCGGUCUAGGCGGGAUUAUAAAUGAACCGAGCAGCUGGAAAAACUUAUAAGCUACUCAUCCAGAAGCAUCAAAUAGACUUAAAGCAACGGAAGUUAAAAACUCUCUAAUAUUUGCUUUGGAUCUUUUACCUUCAAUAUGAUGAUGUGGAAUAAACCACCGUUUCACAAGAUGAAGAUACCAAAGAACUUGGAGUUAUCAAUGUUCAUGAGAUUUUCUAAGCCAGCUCACCUGAUUACCUUGCUGACUGUCGUCUACCUUGGGUUUCUGUUAUAUCCACAAAAGCCACAAAUAAUAGCAGCAAAGGAGCCUUCCACUAUUAGCAUGCUAUUGUACUUGAGUUCAUUUGCAAUACAUUUUGGUACUCAAAUAUGGAUGACAUUUAUAUCGGGUAUCGUUUUGUUCUUCAAACUUCCACGCAACUUGUUCAGCAUGGUUCAAAAACAACUAUUUCCUAAAUAUUUCCUGCUCAACGCAUUUCUCAGUUUCGUCACUCUGGCCACUUUCGUCGGACACCAGAGUAACAGCAAGAACAGCGAACCACGUCUUCAGAUAUGGGCUUUGUCGCUAUGUUUUCUAAUUCAAGUGGUAGCGCGGUUGUACAUUUUACCUGUAAUGGUUGGACUUCUCGAAGCCCGGCAUGCCAUUGAAAAGGAAGCAGGAAUUGGGAUGGAAGUAGGACGUCACGAUCCCGGCAGGUUGCGUUAUUGCCCUCAUUACACGAAACUUCACAUCCAGUUUCGGAAGUUCCACAUACUCUGUGCCAUUGUCAACCUGAUAGCCAUAAUCUGCAACGCAGUUCACAUGUAUCAUCUGGCAUCUAAGUUAUGUAGUUCAUUAUGAGGAAAGCUACCAAUUAGAUUACAAAAAUCUGAACUCAAACAACGUUAACUUUAGUGUAUUGUCUUCUUGUUUGAUGACGACACAGAACUCGACAAGUUUUAUUAAAGUCUUAUCAAAUUAUUAGUAUGAAUUGAAAUGCACUGUUUCAGAUGUGUUCUUGUAUGU
Molecule: messenger RNA, 1061 nt
Organism: Limulus polyphemus (Atlantic horseshoe crab)
Lineage: Eukaryota; Metazoa; Arthropoda; Merostomata; Xiphosura; Limulidae
Product: transmembrane protein 205-like
Exons: 4
Coding region: 192-896 (234 amino acids)
Source: RefSeq, a predicted model, not a curated record